CUGUGCGUAAUCAAGCGUGAAUCACAGACGAGGCGGCGCGAUUUUCUUAAUUUCUCCAUUUUAGCAGGAGGCAGCAUAGUCCAUGAGCGUAGCCCAUCUAACGAUGAAACGCAAUUUCGAAGAUGCGGGAGCCAAGGGUGACUGCGUGCUUCCUGGGACGAGAAGAUCGAUAGAAUACAUGCGCGCCUGACCACAUCGCGACGCGCACGAGUUCUCUACGCAAUCUGUGUUGCAAACGUCCGCCUUGGAGUUGUGCGUUUUUCGCGAGGUGCGGUCAGGUGCUUUGUGACGCGGAUCAAAUCAUACCGUUGAUGAAACUGCGCGAAACGCGUAAGCUUCCUAUCAGUGCUAUCGAAACAUCUCGCAUCAUCGUCCCGCCCGCGCCGCGACGGAAUUAAUACCUACGCGCACACUGACCUAGAAACACUAAACUUGACGGGAUAUCAUCGUUAACAUCGUUGUUUCUCCCUGAUAACAGAUCCGUGAUUACGAUGCAAACGGAGAAGAGCGAUACCGACACUGAGAAAAACGAGACUCUCAACGAUGUAACAACUUCGGUUGCAAACGAGAUAACAAAUUUGAAGAUAGAAGAUGGUUCAACGAGUUCGACACCAAGUAGUCCUGGUAGCACUGAACCAGGUAGCUUUUUAGCGAACUUUAAAGCAUUCUCGAAAUUCGGUGAUCCAAAGAGCGACGGCAAACUGAUUACGUUAAGUCAAAGUGACAAAUGGAUGAAGCAAGCGAAAGUGAUCGAUGGAAAGAAAAUUACCACCACGGACACGGGAAUUUAUUUCAAAAAGCACAAAUCCACAAAGCUCGGUAUCGAGCAGUACAAAACGUUUCUUGAAGAAUUGACUAAAAGUAAAAAAGUGGAAUUAGCGGAAAUAAAGAAGAAGAUGGCUAAUUGUGGACCACCUGGAUUUACUGGGGGCGCUAGUGGAGCCGGAAAAGCAGCAUCGACAGUUGAUAGACUUACCGAUGUCAGUAAAUAUACCGGCUCUCACAAGCAACGUUUCGAUGAGACAGGAAAAGGUAAAGGCAUAGCAGGUCGAAAGGAUAUACCAGACACAUCUGGAUACGUCCAAGGCUACCAAAAUAAAGAUACGUAUAAAGGCCAGUAGUACUCAUCUGACUGCCCCAAUAAUAAAUAUCUUUAAAAUCAUGCUGUUAAAAUCGUGUCUGAGCGCAAUAUGCACAUUCAAAUAAUCGCUACUCAUUGUUAGCGAACUGAACUUUCUUUACUGUUUCAUCAGCGAUCUGACAGAGGUAUCUUGAAUAUCAAUUUCACAAAAUUUCAUCUUUAAAAUGUAUAUUAAGAUAGCAAUAUCUAAUUAAGAACUUUUGGCAAAAUAAUAUGUUUGAUAUUAU
Molecule: messenger RNA, 1368 nt
Organism: Atta colombica
Lineage: Eukaryota; Metazoa; Arthropoda; Insecta; Hymenoptera; Formicidae
Gene: ringer
Product: TPPP family protein CG45057
Exons: 4
Coding region: 492-1121 (209 amino acids)
Biological process (GO): microtubule bundle formation; microtubule polymerization; positive regulation of protein polymerization
Cellular component (GO): microtubule
Molecular function (GO): tubulin binding
Source: RefSeq, a predicted model, not a curated record